Messenger RNA from Homo sapiens (human), 1369 nucleotides. RefSeq names its product ribosomal protein S6 (gene RPS6). Gene Ontology annotation, molecular function: structural constituent of ribosome. Gene Ontology annotation, cellular component: nucleolus; cytoplasm; ribosome. Bases 42 to 791 code for a protein of 249 amino acids. Lineage: Eukaryota; Metazoa; Chordata; Mammalia; Primates; Hominidae. The record is from RefSeq and is marked reviewed. The transcript is spliced from 6 exons. Gene Ontology annotation, biological process: translation.
CUCUUUUCCGUGGCGCCUCGGAGGCGUUCAGCUGCUUCAAGAUGAAGCUGAACAUCUCCUUCCCAGCCACUGGCUGCCAGAAACUCAUUGAAGUGGACGAUGAACGCAAACUUCGUACUUUCUAUGAGAAGCGUAUGGCCACAGAAGUUGCUGCUGACGCUCUGGGUGAAGAAUGGAAGGGUUAUGUGGUCCGAAUCAGUGGUGGGAACGACAAACAAGGUUUCCCCAUGAAGCAGGGUGUCUUGACCCAUGGCCGUGUCCGCCUGCUACUGAGUAAGGGGCAUUCCUGUUACAGACCAAGGAGAACUGGAGAAAGAAAGAGAAAAUCAGUUCGUGGUUGCAUUGUGGAUGCAAAUCUGAGCGUUCUCAACUUGGUUAUUGUAAAAAAAGGAGAGAAGGAUAUUCCUGGACUGACUGAUACUACAGUGCCUCGCCGCCUGGGCCCCAAAAGAGCUAGCAGAAUCCGCAAACUUUUCAAUCUCUCUAAAGAAGAUGAUGUCCGCCAGUAUGUUGUAAGAAAGCCCUUAAAUAAAGAAGGUAAGAAACCUAGGACCAAAGCACCCAAGAUUCAGCGUCUUGUUACUCCACGUGUCCUGCAGCACAAACGGCGGCGUAUUGCUCUGAAGAAGCAGCGUACCAAGAAAAAUAAAGAAGAGGCUGCAGAAUAUGCUAAACUUUUGGCCAAGAGAAUGAAGGAGGCUAAGGAGAAGCGCCAGGAACAAAUUGCGAAGAGACGCAGACUUUCCUCUCUGCGAGCUUCUACUUCUAAGUCUGAAUCCAGUCAGAAAUAAGAUUUUUUGAGUAACAAAUAAAUAAGAUCAGACUCUGAUCUCUGUUGACUUUUCAUUGCUGAUAGAAAACUACAUAAAUGAAGAGAGGGAAAGUUAGGUCAUAGAAAAUGGGGAUAUGUAUAUAUGGUAUUCCAAUGGUGGAUAAAGUCAGACCUAUUGUGUGUGGUAGUGGAAGACAAGGUCAGUGUACAGGGGUUCCUUUCAGGGGAUGGGUGGCACAGGAAGGGAUUCUGAGCAUAAGACACCUGCCUCUUCAGAAUGGCAUGGAACUUAGGGGAAAUGAUGAGGACUAUUAAUCUUUUUUAUAUAGUUUAUUUUUGAGGAAUAUAGCUCUUUAAAGCACUAUACACAAUUUAAUACAUGAAAAUUGACCUUGUGAAGAUGAACAUGUCUUUUUUAAAAGGUAACUUUUAAGGCAUAGUUUUAGUGGAUACCUAGUUUUAGUGGAUACCAUCCACUAAAUGGUUUUUAAGCCAUUUCAAAUUUGUUUUAACAAAGCUUUUCAACUCCAGUGAAUUGUUAGGCUGUUCACACACUGAAAAGGAAAUGACUAAAAACAUUCUUGGAUCAGUGAAAAA